AUGGCAACAACUACGUCAGAUCAGACAGGUUCAAAAAUAGCACCGGCUUCUUUCACCACAGGGAAAUUAAUUCGCCCAGUUAUUCAUCUCCCAUAUCUCAUAUGGGAAUUCACGCAAAGCAACUUUAACACGUUUGUCAUUCCGAAUACAACAUUUGGCCUCCUCGGGGCCCUGGUACCGGCGUUUUCUGCGGCUACUGAAUUGGAGGGCCCGCCUUCAGUAACGGAGAUUCUUGUGCGAGCACCUAGUGUUGUAUUGUUCAACUGGUGCAAUGUGCUCGUUUUUGACCUGGGCAACCAACGCUCGAUCGAGUCCGUUGAGGAGGAUGUCCUCAAUAAGCCCUGGCGUCCCAUUCCGACGGGCAAGGCGACUUCGAAUCAGGCCCGCUGCGCUUUGCUUCUGCUCAUCCCAAUUUUCAUGUGGCUGAACCACGCUCUGGGAGUAUGGGAGCAAGGGGUGUUGAUUCCAACGCUGAGCUACCUGUACAAUGACCUGAGAGGCGGCGACGAGCUUCUUAGAGACCCCAUCAUAUCAAUUGCGUAUGCUGUGGCCAACUCGGCCUCCCUAAGAAUCGCCGUCGGUGGGCACAUAACCCCAGAAGCGUUCACCUGGGUCUCCGUGAUAAGCGGUGUGAUUUUGACCACAAUGCAGGUCCAAGAUCUUAAAGAUCAGGCGGGUGAUCGCAGCCGCGGGCGCGGUACCAUCGCGCUCUUCGUAGGCGAAUGGUUUUCACGGACAUGCAUCGCCUUCUUCGUCGGAUUCUGGUCGCUUGUGUGCACCUGGCUCUGGAGCCCGGGUCCGGUCGCUUUUGGUCUUUCCAGCCUGACAGGACUGAAUGUCAUGCGCCGGGUAUUGCUGAAACGUACCCCGGCGGAGGACGCCAGAACAUGGAAGUGGUGGUGUCUAUGGACGGUAACUUUAUACUCCCUUCCAGCCUUUGCGAUGGUACGAGGAUUCCAUGAGCCAUAG
Neoarthrinium moseri is the source of this 969-nucleotide messenger RNA. RefSeq lists its product as uncharacterized. Gene Ontology annotation, molecular function: transferase activity, transferring alkyl or aryl (other than methyl) groups. Gene Ontology annotation, cellular component: membrane. The record is from RefSeq and is a predicted model, not a curated record. The coding region runs from base 1 to 969 and encodes 322 amino acids. The transcript has a single exon. Lineage: Eukaryota; Fungi; Ascomycota; Sordariomycetes; Amphisphaeriales; Apiosporaceae.